AUGUCGAUAAAUGACCGUAAAGAAUCUAUUAAACGUUGUAAACAAUUUUUAAUCGCAACAACACCAUCUAGUUUAAUUAAAGAACUAAAAAAUGAUGAGAAUAUAGAAAACUCUAUAAACUACACAUCAAGUUUGAUAACAGGGCAAUUGAUAAAUCAGUAUGAAUUUUUGAUUUCUGAAUUAUCUGAACAUACCAAACAUGACGAUCAGUUAAGGAUACUAGUGACAGAUUCAUUAGCUAUUUGGAUGUUAAGAGUAUACCAAUUUUUAACUUUUAAUAAAGAUAGACAAAAAUUGAAUACUUCUAGAUUACUAGGUUCUUUAAUCAAUGAGCUAUUGACGUUUGAUAAAUGCCAUUACAUAUUUGAAUAUGUGAUUGAUUUUUGGAAUGAUAGUAGUCAUGCUCUUUUAAAUGCUUUAAAAGAUUUAUUCAACAAGUUUUUGACUCUACUCAAGUUUAUGUAUGACGAAAGUGAUUUAAGAAAGUUGUUUACCCAGUGGUUGGAUCAAAUUAUCCAAAUAUCUCCAACAUUGAAAGUACAAUAUUACAUGAUUGAAACUUUGUCAUUAAACAUGGAUAUAUAUUAUUUUCUAGAAAAGAAACCUUGUUUUAUUAUAGAUUCUUUGAAUUUAAUGUCUUCCGAAUCUUUAUCUACUUCUAUUGGAAAAUGUUUGGUCUAUUUACUAAUAAAUAUUUAUAACUUUCAUUUUAAAUUAGAUUCAACCGAAAUAGAUAAGUGGUAUGAACUAUGGCAAAAAAAAACCAUACAAUAUCUGCAUUUAUCAAGAUACUCAAAACCAUUACAAGUAUAUUUUUUGACACCUUUAUUCAAACAGAUGCCAGCUAAUGUGUUUAUUGAUUUUAUUAACUCAAUUAAAUCACAUAAUGGGAUUAGUCUCGAUCCAACUAUAUUAUUGUCCUUAUUAAGAAUUGGCCAAGAAUUGGAUAUAGAUGAUGAGCCAUUCCAUAAUGAUAAACUGAUAUCUUUAUCUGAAUUGGGAAGAUUUUUAGACAAUGAAGACUUGAAAUUAAGUACUUUUGAACUGCUAACUUUUUCCAAAAAAAAAUCAAAGAUAGUACAUCUAUAUGUGUUAGACAUCUUAAAGAAGCAUUUACGAAAUUUCUUCAUUGAUAUUAAUUUAGAAACUAGAAACUAUUUUGAAAGUUCCUUUAAACUUUUUAUCAUAAGAAUAAGAGAUUCAUGCUACUCUUUGAAAAGAGAUAUAAAUAAAUUAAAACGUGCCCAAAAAUUCCCCAAUGAACAAGAGGAAAAAUUGAGACAAAUUGAUGAAUAUAAGCAAUUUAUGUUAUGGUUGUUUAAGUUUUUGAAAAAAGAACUGAUACCUGGCAUUCAAUAUCACAGAUGUCUAAUGUCUUUGAAUAUUAUAUCUAUUCUGAUUGAUUCUGGUUUAGAUGAAUAUAUACCAGCUAAAGAUGUUAGUAAACAGAAUUAUCGUUCUUGGCCAUUUAACAUAGUUAUUUUAAACGAUAGAUCAUAUUUGCGUUUAUUAAUAGAUAAUUUGAUUAGUUCUGUUAAUAAUAUUCGUAAAACUGUUAAGUUUUUACUAUCCCAAUCAUAUAAUUCUAGCCCUAUUGUGCAAAAGACCAUACAUUCAAUGAUUAAUAAAGAAUUAUUAGCCAAAAAGGCAGUCCAAAACAUUAAUGCAUACCAAAAUAUAGAAGCUGGUGCCACAGUUGAAAUGUUUAUAUUUAGUAUAUCGGAUCAUAAAUUACACCUAAUUACAGAUAAAUUGAACAGUUUGAAGGAAGAAAACGAUAGAAUCGAGAAAAAUCCAGUAGAAAAUAUGGUGAACAACGUUAGUGGAUGUUAUAUUUCAUUGGCAAUGUUUUUAGCUGAUAUCAAACCUGAGGUUUAUUCAUCAGAUAAAAUUCACUUAAUAAUGAAGGAUAUAUUAAGCGAAAUAAUAAGAAGUUGGAAUGGCUCCAAAGAUUUAAUGUGUCAUGAUUCUUCCGAUGGAUUAUUACCUCAUAAAUAUCUUCAAUGCCCUGUCUCUGACCAAGUUAUUACAAGCUAUGCAUUUAGAACUGUCAAAGAAUUAAGCAGAUUAUUAAAUAUCAUGAUUAAGAAAUUUACGUUAACACAUGAACAGCUAAUUCAAAUUGGUGAUUUGUUAAUUUUGCAACUUUUUACAAUACGUCACAGUGGUUGUUUUCAGGCAGUAUUGCCUACAUUCAAAACUUUCUGUAUUAAGUGUCGUCAUUUAAUUCCAGAUCAAUUAAAAAUUUGGUUAGAUGAUAUCUUAGUAUCAUUAGAGUCGAAGACCCAACACAUUACUAGGAGAUCUGGUGGAUUACCAUUUUUGAUUACUAAUAUCCUUGCAACUGAGACAGCAAAAGAUAGACCUGAAUUAAAAUAUGUUUUUGAUAAACUUUUAAGUAUCCUUGAGACAGUUUCUACCAUGGAAUACCAGGAUAAAUUAGAUUUACCACAGAUUAAUGCAUUUAAUUGUAUAAAGGCAAUCUUUAUUGAAUCUCAAUUAUCAGAAGCAUGUACACCUUAUUUUCCACAAGCUUUAGCAUAUUCCUUAAAGUAUUUCAACUCAGAUAUUUGGGCUUUGAGAAAUUGUUCAUUGAUGUUAUUUACAUCUUUACAAAAUAGAAUAUUUGGUAAAAUAGGUAAGAAUAUCAGCGCACGCUUAUUUUUCACUAAAUAUGGCAGUAUUGACAAGGUAUUAUUACGAAUUUUGAAAGAACCCAUUGAGAAAAAACAUACAGAUUCAAAUAACAUGGAAUCAGUUAUUUUAAUAUUGAGUAUUUUAAUGUGUCUAAAACAAACACCAGGAUAUAGUGGGUUAGAUCCAUUUAUAAAUGAAGUCAUUAAAUAUUUAGAAGAUAGAAAUUGGAAAAUAAGAGAUAUGUCAGCUAGAGUACUUUCUAUUUUAGUUGAUGAAAGUCAUAUUGAUGAGUUAUAUUUGAUGGAAAAUUGUUCUGUAAAAAACCAAAAUAAAUUACAUGGGCAUUUAUUGGCAGUAAAAAAUAUUAUUUUAUCUAAGCAAAAAUUUCCACAGAUUAUAGUUAAAAUGAAGGACAUAGUUAAAAGAUUGCUCGGGAAGAGAUUUGAAUUUAUUACAUUGAAUUUAUCAUAUGUAACUGUCAAGGCAUAUCUUGAAGUUAUGCUCUUAGUAUUUGAUAAUGAAGAAUUUAUUGAAUUAAUCCAAGAUCAUAAGCACGAAAUUAUAUCAAUUUUUGGUAACUACUUCAUUAAUAACUUUUAUUCUAAAGCAAAUACACAAAACAUUGAUGGAAGUAAAGAACUUUGUAUGGCAUUAGUUUUAAAUUUUUUGCUCAAAUAUGAAAACGAAGUGAAUAUUAACUCCUUAAUUCAAUUAGGUUUGGAAUCAAAUCUUUAUGAAGUUCAACUAGAAUCCAUCAAAUAUAUAGAAACGUCUGAAUCUGUGAUGCAUUAUUAUGAAAACUCAGCGGAUAUUGGUGAAAAAUUAAUGGAAUUACUAUUAAGUGAGGAUACUUUAGUUACCUUAAAACCAUCGAUUAUAAAAUCUUUGAAACGUAUACCAAACCAUAAAAUGACACUUAGUACACUAGUUAAGUUUAUUCAAGAAACAAAAUCAGAUAUUUGUAGGCUGACAGCAAUUGAAUGUUUAGGUAAUUAUGUGACACAUGAAGAGGAUGUGGAGUUAAUUUGGGAUAAUGUUAUUAAAGGAUAUUUGACUGAUGCUACAAAUGAAAUGUUUAGAAUGUCUAUACUAAACUGUUUAAUAAACUGUUCAAAAACACUAUUAAAUCUUAAAGUUAUUAUGGCCAUUUUCACCUAUCUACAAGAUGAUGAUCCUGAUAUAAGAGAGACAGCAGCAAUAUACUUGAACAAAUAUAUAGGACAAAAUACAGUCCAGAGAACAUCAGAUGCUGUUGCCAACAAGAUCGGUGAUGUAGUUAUAGAAAAGUUUUCUAAUAAAAAGAAUGCAAUAGUCAAUAUAUGUAUUACAAAUAUUAGGAGAUUUUUUUGUUCAAAUAAUAUAUAUGCUCAUAAAGAACAAUUUGAGGGAUUGUUUGAAAGAGAAAAGGAUAACCAGUUUAGAAAUGAUAUUGAAGAGAAUUUAAGAUGGAUUAAUUUAAUAAAAAGAUGUCCCAAUGUCUCUAUUAUGAGUUUAAAACAAUUUAUCGUUGAAGAGAAGGAUAUGUUAUUAAACUAUUUGACCAAUUAUAGUAUUAUAGACGAGCCGUUAGGCUGGAUGCAUUCAGAUGAUAUCCUAUCAAGGAUAAUUGUCUUGAGACAACUGAUUUACUCUUUUAAUAAUGAAUUAUUGGAGAAUUUUGACAGCUGUCUUAAGACACACAAAUCUCAUCCAUUGAUUUUUGAAUAUAAUGAUAUAUACAUGGAGUAA
Messenger RNA from Arxiozyma heterogenica, 4365 nucleotides. RefSeq names its product tRNA methylation protein TRM732 (gene TRM732). The coding region runs from base 1 to 4365 and encodes 1454 amino acids. Lineage: Eukaryota; Fungi; Ascomycota; Saccharomycetes; Saccharomycetales; Saccharomycetaceae. Gene Ontology annotation, biological process: tRNA methylation. The transcript has a single exon. Gene Ontology annotation, cellular component: cytosol. The record is from RefSeq and is a predicted model, not a curated record.